AUGAAUUACAACAAUAAUAUAAGUAAUGGCACUUUUAGAAAAAGUGAAGAUGACAGAAAUAAUUAUGUAAGGAGCAAUAAUUACGAAAGUAAUACGAACGAAGAUCAAGGAUUUAGUAAGAAAGAAUGCAUAGAUAUAGAAGAAAGUUCAAACACACAGGGAUAUAACCAUAUAAGAAAUAAAAGAGAAGUAGAUAAUAAUAUGAUGGCAAAUGUAUAUGAUGGAAAUAUGGAGAAUGAAUGCUACGGAAUGAACGAUAAUAAUAAUCAUAAUAAUCGAAACAGAGUUAAUGAUGGAAGGAAUAGAAGUGGUAAUAACAGUGGCAAUGGAAAUCAGGAAAAUUAUAAAAAGAAAUUUGGAAAUAAAAAUUUUAAUAAUGAAAAUGUAAACCAAAAAAAUAAAGUUGGUAUGCAGAAUCAGCAGAGGAAACCUGGAGGCCUUAACCAUUUUAUGGGGAAUAACUUAGAAAAAAAUAAAAUGAGGAUUGGAUCUAUUCCUCAUAAUACAAUACCAGGAAACAAUAAUAAUGAUAUGAAUAAUGAAGAAGAUACAUACAAAAAUAAUGAUAAUAAUAAUUCUGGUGCUAAUAAUAGUGGAAAUAAUAACUUCAAAGGUGAUAAACUAAAGUAUAAACCACCUAUGCUAAGAAAUCAAGGAGGAAUGAAUAGAAAUAAUUUUAACAGGAUGAAUUACAACAAGAAUUCAGGAAAUAACGGCGAAGGAGGUGGAAGAGGUCAUUUCGGAUUUAACAACAGGCAUUACAAUAUCCCCAAAACUGCUUGGGCUAAUAGAGAUAAUAGAAGAUAUUAUCCAGAAAAAGAAGAAGAGAUAUAUUCAAAUGUGAAAAUUGAAAAAGGUGUUAAUUUUGAAUUAUAUGAUACUAUACCAGUCGAAAUAAAGGGAUAUAAUAGUGAUAAUAUAAUACCAAUCGAAUCAUUUACAGAUUCUUAUUUAAAUUUGAAUGAGUUGCUAUUAUCUAAUAUUAAAAAAGUACACUAUGACAAAACAACACCUAUUCAAAAGUAUAGUUUAAGCAUAAUUAUGAAUAAACAUGAUUUAAUAGGUGUUGCUCAAACAGGUAGUGGUAAAACUGCUGGAUAUUUAUUACCCAUCAUUAAUCAUAUGUUAUUAAAUGAUCCUCCUAAGCAUACAUUUUACGAAGAUAAUAAUAAGAAUUCUAAUUACUAUUAUAAUAGAGUGUGUUUACCCAUAUGUUUAAUAUUAGCACCUACUAGAGAAUUGGCUGUACAAAUAUUUUAUGAUUCUAAAAAAUUUUGUUUUGAAACAGGAAUAAAAUCAGUUGUAUUAUAUGGUGGUAGUAAUAUUAAAACACAACUAGUUAAUUUAGAUAAAGGAGCUGAUAUUAUAGUUGCAACACCAGGUCGAUUAAAUGACAUUUUAGAAAAAGGGAAAAUACGAUUAUUCCUUACAUCAUUUUUAGUAUUAGAUGAAGCUGACAGAAUGCUAGAUAUGGGUUUUUCUCCACAAAUUAAAAGUAUAGUCAAUGAUUAUGAUAUGCCAGGAAAUGAUAAUGAUUCAUAUAUGGGUGAAAAUAAAAUGGAAUACAAAAAAUAUACUAAUGAGAUAGUAAAAAGGCAGACAAUUAUGUUUAGUGCAACAUUCAGAAAAGAAAUUCAAGUGUUAGCUAAAGAUUAUCUAUGCAAUUACACAUUUUUACUAGUAGGAAAAGUGGGAAGUACCAAUGAAUAUAUUAAGCAAAAUCUUGUAUAUAGUGAAGAAGAAAACAAAUGUAGUUUUCUACUUAAAUUGUUGUCAGAAAAUAGUAAUGGUUUAACAAUUAUCUUCGUCGAAACGAAAAGAAAGGCUGAUAUUAUUGAAAGAUUUUUAAAUAACCAAAAAUUAAAUUCCGUUUGUAUACACGGAGAUAAAAGCCAAGAUGAAAGAGAAAGGGCUUUGGAGUUAUUCAAAAGAGGGGUUAAAAAUAUAUUAGUAGCAACAGAUGUAGCUGCUCGAGGUCUCGAUAUAUCUAAUAUUAAACAUGUAAUAAAUUUUGACCUCCCAAGCAAUAUAGAUGACUAUAUUCAUAGAAUUGGUAGAACUGGUAGAGCUGGAAAUAUAGGUAUAGCAACGUCAUUUGUAAAUGAUGACAACAAAAACAUUUUUAAGGAUUUGUUAGCCACCUUAGAAGAAUGCAAUCAAGAGAUACCACGUUGGUUUUUAAAUUUAGUAAUGAGAUAUACAGCUAGCGCAAAGUCAAAUAGAAAUUAUAAUAAAUUUAGAUCUAUGAGAGGAGGAAAGGGAAAUUUCGGCCGAUACAACAAUAACAAUAAUGGAGGUGAUUUCAACAGUGGAAGAUACAACAAUAGUGGCUAUAAUAAUUUUAAUCACAACUUUAAUCAAAACCAGAAUUUUAAUUAUAAUAAUGCUAACAUGAACAAUGAAAAUAACAGCCCAUUCAAUAAUAACAAUUCUUAUAAUCAAUAUUCAGCAUUUAAUACUAAUAAUUCAUAUAAUAAUAAAAAUCAUGCGAAUGGAAAUAAUGAUGUUGAUUUUUCAAAUAAUCGCAUAUACCCAAAUAAUAACAAUCAUAACAAUGCAUUUAAUAACUAUUCUGGUAAUGUAAACCCAUUUAACAACCAAAAAUUCAACAAUUACAACAAAAGAUUUGAUGAUCAAAAAUUUCAAAGAGGUAAUUUUCCAAUUGCCGACGACAAUAAUAACAAUGACGGAUGGUGA
This is a messenger RNA of Plasmodium vinckei vinckei, 2697 nucleotides long. RefSeq names its product ATP-dependent RNA helicase DBP1, putative. Gene Ontology annotation, cellular component: nucleus. Gene Ontology annotation, molecular function: RNA binding; RNA helicase activity; ATP binding. Bases 1 to 2697 code for a protein of 898 amino acids. The transcript has a single exon. The record is from RefSeq and is a predicted model, not a curated record. Lineage: Eukaryota; Apicomplexa; Aconoidasida; Haemosporida; Plasmodiidae.